This is a messenger RNA of Micropterus dolomieu (smallmouth bass), 4197 nucleotides long. RefSeq names its product cytoplasmic dynein 2 heavy chain 1-like. Gene Ontology annotation, molecular function: minus-end-directed microtubule motor activity; dynein light intermediate chain binding; dynein intermediate chain binding. The transcript is spliced from 31 exons. The record is from RefSeq and is a predicted model, not a curated record. Gene Ontology annotation, cellular component: dynein complex. Lineage: Eukaryota; Metazoa; Chordata; Actinopteri; Centrarchiformes; Centrarchidae. Bases 1 to 3804 code for a protein of 1267 amino acids. Gene Ontology annotation, biological process: microtubule-based movement.
AUGCUCCUGCGCUAUGCCUUCUCUCGGCUACGGUCAACCCAAGUCGCUGUGGUUCACUGCAGUGCCCAGACAUCAUCUCGCCAUGUCCUGCAAAAGCUUGGUCAGACCUGCCUGCUGCUCAGCUCUAACACCGGUCGAGUCUUCAGACCCAAAGACUGUGAGAACCUUGUGCUCUACCUAAAAGACAUCAACCUACCUAAACCUGAUAAAUGGGGGACCAGCAACCUCAUUGCCUUCCUGCAACAGGUUUUGACAUAUAAGGGAUUCUAUGAUGAAAAUCUGGAGUGGGUGAGUCUUGAGAACAUCCAGGUGGUGGCCUCCAUGUCAACAGGGGGUGCUGUAGGGAGCCAUUCUCUCACCUCCCGCUUUUCAUCUAUAGUUCGUAUCUGCACUAUAGACUAUCCAGACAGGGAGCAGCUACAGACUAUCUACUCAGCAUACCUGCAGCCAGUUCUCCAGCAUAGUCUGGGCAGCCAGGCUUCCUGGGCCAGCACAGGGAAAACACACCAGCUGGCUGGGUCUCUUGUGCAGCUCUAUGAACAGGUGAAAGCCAAGUUUACAGUUGAUGACCACAGCCACUACCUGUUUACCCCCUGCAUCCUCACAGAAUGGGUCCUCAGCCUGCUGCGAUAUGACCUCACUGCAGCUCAAUCUAAUGUGACAGACAGCGUGUUGGAGGUGGUAGCAUAUGAGGCCAGGAGGCUGUUUAGAGACCGGCUAGUUUCCUCCAAAGACCUUCACACCUUUGAUAACAUCCUCUCCUCCAUCAUAAGGGGAGACUGGGGCUCUGACACUCUAGAUAACAUGACUGAUGGUUUCUAUGUGACAUGGGGAGCCACUGAAGGGGCUGUAUUGGCUCCAGGCCAGUCUCUACCUCCUCAUGGUAAACAACUGGGACGCCUGGAUUCUGCUGACCUAAAACAAGUUAUACAGAAGGGAGUAGUGCUGUACAGUCGUGAUAACAGGGAGCUAGAUCUUCUCCUUUUCUGGGAAGUGUGCGACUUUGUGUCCAGGGUGGAUCGGGUACUAAGUCGGCCCGGUGGCUCUCUGCUUCUGGCGGGCCGGAGUGGAGUGGGUCGGCACACAGCCACGUCCCUGGUGUCACACAUGCUCGGAUACACAUUGUUCACGCCCAAAAUCUCCCGUGGUUAUACUCUUAAGCAGUUCAGCAAUGAUCUCAAGACGGUGAUGCAACUGGCAGGUCUGGAGGGCCAGCAGAUUGUUCUACUGUUGGAAGAUUAUCAGUUUGUCCACCCUGCUUUCUUAGAGAUGGUCAACAGCCUGUUGUCAUCAGGUGAAGUUCCAGGUCUGUACACCCCAGAAGAACUGGAGCCUCUCCUCUCCUCCCUCAAAGAUGCUGCUUCCCAGGAUGGAUUCACCGGACCACUCUACAACUACUUUUCCUACAGAAUCCAGCAGAACCUCCACAUUGUUCUGAUCAUGGACUGCUCCAACUCUAACUUCACCAUCAACUGUGAGAGCAACCCAGCUUUCUACCGCAAGUGCUCUGUCCAGUGGAUGGAAGGAUGGUCUGAAAGCAGCAUGAAGAAGAUUCCUGAGUUGCUGCUGGCAAAAACAGAAGGAGGAGGGGAGGAGAAUGAACGAGACAAGUCCACAAAGGGGAGAAGCUCAGCAGGAUAUGCUCAGGGAGACCUGUGCCAUUUGUUCCUGAUGGUCCAUGAGUCAUGUAGAGAACAUGGUGCCACACCCAGCCAGUACAUGUCCUUUCUGCAUGUUUACACUGCAAUAUAUAGCCGGAAGCAGAGCCAGCUCACAACGAGACAACUGCAUCUACAGGCAGGAGUGUCUAAGAUGAACGAAGCUAAGGCAUUGGUCGAUGAGUUGAAGAGGCGGGCUGCAGAGCAGAGUGCACUGCUGAAGACCAAACAACAGGAGGCAGAUUCUGCCCUGCAGGAAAUCACCACCUCCAUGCAGAAUGCCAGUGACCAGAAGACAGAAAUGGAAAAGAUAAAAGGCAAGAUGGCUCAAGAAGUGACCAAGAUUGAAGAGAGAAAGGCCAAAAUAGAUGAUGAGCUGAAGGAAGUACAGCCUUUGGUAGAUGAAGCAAAGCGUGCAGUAGGAAACAUCAAGCCCGAAGCUCUGUCAGAGAUUCGCUCCCUCCGCAUGCCCCCUGAUGUAAUCAGAGACAUCCUGGAGGGGGUACUGAGACUGAUGGGCAUCUUCGACACCUCCUGGGUCAGCAUGAAGAGCUUUCUGGCUAAGCGUGGUGUGAGGGAGGACAUAGCUACAUUUGAGGCCAGGAACAUCACCCCUGAGAUUCGCCUGAGUGUGGAAGAGCUGCUCAACAGGAACAAGGCCUCCUUUGAUCCCAAGAAUGCAAAGCGUGCAAGUGCGGCAGCUGCUCCUCUGGCUGCCUGGGUCAAAGCCAACGUCCAAUACUCCCGAGUCCGAGAGAGGAUAGAGCCACUGGAGAGAGAGCAGGCUGGACUACUGGAAAACCUGAGGAAAACGGAGAGUAGAAAGAAUAAGCUGGAGGACCAGCUCAACUCUGUUGGAGCCAAAGUAAACGAGCUGAAAGAGAAGUUUCAGUGUUAUACUACAGAGGCAGCUAAGUUGGAGGCUGAGGUGACAAAAGCUCAGGACACGAUCACUGCAGCCCAGCAGCUUAUAUCACAACUGGACGGGGAACACACACGGUGGAACGCACAGAUGUCUGAGAUAAAGAACGAGUUGGACACGCUCCCUAUGAGGGCUAUGCUUGCUGCGGCGUUCAUCACCUAUCUGUCUGCGGCUCCUGAAGACCGUAGAAAGCACUGUCUGGAGACGUGGAUGGCUCAAUCUGGACUUCAGAAGUUUGAUUUACGGUCAUUCCUGUGCACGGAGAGUGAGCAGUUGAUCUGGAAGAGUCAAGGGCUGCCGUCUGAUGAUCUCUCCAUGGAGAACGCACUUGUCAUACUACAGAGUGUGGCCUGUCCAUUCCUGAUCGACCCGUCAUCCCGAGCUACAGAGUGGCUAUGUACACAUCUCAAACAGCACAGACUAGAGGUUAUCAACCAACAGGAUACAAACUUCAUGACAUCCCUGGAGCUGGCGGUCAGAUUUGGAAAAACUCUUAUUAUCCAAGAGAUGGAUGGAGUUGAACCUGUGCUCUACCCACUGCUGAGGAGGGAACUCAUAGCACAGGGUCCUAGAUAUGUGGUUCAAAUAGGAGACAAGGUUAUUGACUACAAUGAGGACUUCCAUCUCUUCAUGGCAACACGGAAUCCCACCCCUGUCAUACCCCCUGAUGCUGUUUCCGUCAUCACAGAGGUCAACUUCACUACCACAAGGGCAGGCUUGCGAGGGCAGCUGCUAGCCUUGACAAUCCAGCAGGAGAAGCCAGAGUUGGAGACUGAAAAAACAAGACUACUGCAACAAGAGGAGGACAAGAAGAUACAGCUGGCUCAGUUGGAAGAAUCACUGUUAGAGACCCUGGCUACAGCUCAGGGUAAUAUUCUGGAAAACCGGGAGCUCAUAGACAGUCUCAACCAGACCAAGGCCAGCAGUGCCCUGAUCCAGGAGUCACUACUGGAAUCACACAGGCUGCAGGCAUCUCUGGACCAGGAGCGGGAUGCCUACCUGCCUCUUGCAGAGAGUGCCAGCAAGAUGUAUUUUGUCAUCACAGACCUGUCGAAGAUCAACAACAUGUAUCGCUUCAGUCUUGCUUCUUUUCUGCGCCUCUUCCAAAGGGCUCUUCAGGCCAAGAAGGAAGCAGAUAAUACCGAAGCCAGGAUUGCUGCUUUAGAGGCCUGUUUAAAGAAUAUGGUGUAUGAGUACAUCUGCCGGUCCCUUUUCAAGGUAUGAAAGAGCUCUCCCCCCCUCCUCUGAACCUACGGCGUCUUUACACUGAGACAUUGGAAUGGGAGCCCGUGUUGAUCAUCAUCUCUCCAGGGGCAGACCCAUCCCAGGAGCUUGCAGAACUAGCAGCUGAAACCGUGGGCAGGGACAAUUAUCAUGAGAUCUCUAUGGGUCAGGGACAGGCUGAUGUGGCCUUAGCUACACUCAGAGAAUGUUCCCGAAAUGGAGACUGGCUUUGCCUGAAAAACCUUCACCUUGUCACUUCAUGGCUACCCCUUCUGGAAAAAGAGCUAAAUGUGCUACAUCCCAAAGCAGGCUUCCGUCUCUGGCUGACAGCAGAAGUUCACCCCAGAUUUCCUCCCAUACUGCUGCAGUCCAGCCUUAAGAUCACUUAUGAGG